Messenger RNA from Homarus americanus (American lobster), 1581 nucleotides. It is a transcript of the gene r-l, whose product is annotated as uridine 5'-monophosphate synthase-like. Gene Ontology annotation, biological process: 'de novo' UMP biosynthetic process; 'de novo' pyrimidine nucleobase biosynthetic process. The record is from RefSeq and is a predicted model, not a curated record. The transcript is spliced from 11 exons. NCBI's taxonomy places the organism in Eukaryota, Metazoa, Arthropoda, Malacostraca, Decapoda, Nephropidae. Bases 107 to 1567 code for a protein of 486 amino acids. Gene Ontology annotation, molecular function: orotidine-5'-phosphate decarboxylase activity; orotate phosphoribosyltransferase activity.
GGAACUGCGCCGCUGCGGGUCUCAGGUACCUGUGAGUGGGGUUGGUACUUGGGUUGGGUAUUCAGUAGUGGAGGGACCGUGCAGGUGGCAGCAGGCAAAAAAUACGAUGGCGACAGUACGUCAAGACGAACUUAAUGUCGUUGAACAAUGUGUAAUUGACCUGUACAACGUUGGGGUGGUCAAGUUUGGGAGCUUUACCCUGAAGAGUGGCAUGCUGUCUCCUGUCUACUUUGACCUACGGAUUAUAAUCUCCUUUCCCAAACUUAUGGAGACAGUAGCAGAAGUGAUGUGGGCCAAACGACCUGGAAAUCAAUACAAAUUAGUGUGUGGAGUUGCAUACACAGGCUUGCCUAUUGCUACAGUCAUAUCCACCAAACAGGGUGUUCCUAUGCUGAUUCGGCGUAAAGAAAGAAAAGGAUACGGCACCAAGAAAAUGGUGGAAGGAAACUUUGAAGCAGGCCAAAAGUGUCUCAUGAUAGAGGACGUCAUUGUGUCUGGCAGCUCAGUGUAUGAGACAGUUGAGACCCUACAAGAAUUACAGUUGAGUGUACAAGAUGCCGUGGUGUUCCUGGACCGUCAGCAUGGUGCUACAGCAAAUCUCUCGGCAAUGGGCAUCAAUGUUGUUUCUGUUGUUACAAUGACUGAGAUGAUGGCAAUUCUUCUGAAACAUGGACUGGUUGACCACACAACACACGAGUCAGUCUUGGAAUUCAUCAGUUCUCAUCAGGACACUUCCAUUGUAACCAAGGAGAAGUCUUCUAGUAAAGAAGGAAUACAGGUAAUGGACCGCAAGAAACGUUCAUUUAAGUCUCGCAUUGCAACCACCAAUCAACCUUUGGCUCGCAAACUGUUUGAGAUCAUGUCCAUCAAAAAGACAAACUUGUGCGUGGCUGCAGAUGUUACCACUUCAAAGGAAUUGCUUUCUUUAACUGAAAAGGUUGGACCACAUAUUUGUGUUUUGAAGACUCACAUAGACAUAUUGGCAGACUUCAGCCAAGACACUGUUGCUGCAUUGAAGGACCUUGCUGUCAAACACAACUUUUUGAUCUUUGAAGACAGAAAAUUUGGUGACAUUGGGAGUACAGUAGCCAGCCAGUACUCAGGUGGGGCGUACAAGAUUGUAGACUGGGCGGACCUGGUAACUGUUCAUGGUUUGCCUGGUGAUGGAGUUAUUAAAGGUCUGGCAUCUGCAGUCAAUGGACGUACCCGAGGCUGUGUUUUGGUCUCGCAGAUGAGUUCCUCAGGGACCCUAACAUCAGAGGAAUACAUCAAGAGUUGUGGAAAGAUGGCUGAGAAUCACACUUCCUUUGUUGUGGGGUUUGUGUCACAGAGCAGCAUCAGUGGGGACCCUCGGUUUAUUGUAUUUACUCCUGGGGUACAGCUGAACAAAACUACAGAUGGACUUGGACAGCAGUAUGUGACGCCUCGGGCAGCUGUGUUUGAACGAGGUGCAGAUGUUAUUAUUGUUGGGCGUGGGAUCACACAAGCCAGUGAUCCAGUUGCUGCGGCCAAGAAGUAUCGAGAGGAAGCAUUUCUUGCUUAUGAGGAACGUGUAUCAAUUCAGUAAAAACAACUUUUUGA